ACAUGUUUAGUAUAAAUGAUCACAUGACCAGAGCUGUUCCUGGUUGCAUCAUGAGAAGAGAAUGGCUGUGUCAAAGCUCUGAAAAAAGGUUAGUAAAGUAUGUUAACAUAAAGAUAGGACAAAGGUCUUUGGUGCACAUCAUCUUUACGCUGUCUAGUGUUGAUAUAUGCAUUUGCAAUCACCCAACUUUGGUCACUGUGUUCAUAGAAUUAGUCAACAUGUUGAUGGCAACACAAGUGAUAACACUGCAUCUAGGUACACACAUACUUAUACACACAUAGCUCUUGUUCUCCGUUCUUUCUUUUAGCUUCACUUUGAGUCACACACACACAACAAUGCUGUUUUUCCACAAAAUGAGGAAGAUGCCUUUACUCUAAACAAUUAACUGAGAUAAUAUAAUGACAAAAUAAUGAAAAAAAACAUUAAUCACAAAAAUGUUUUCGUGACUAGUCAAAAAAUUCUGUGGAGUUUGAGAUGGCACUAGUAAGACUGGAAUAUAUGACCUGUAGUAUUUCAAAAAUCAAAUGAAAAUCGGUCACCCUCCUGUAUGUUAUGCAGUGCUGGAAAGUAACUAUUUACUCAAAUGCUGUACAAAUUACUUGUAAUACUUGUAACUUUACUUGAGAAUAUGAAUUUCUUUAUUUACAUCUUCAUAUUCUAUUCCGCUAUAUUUCAGAGAGAAAUAUAUUUUUUACCCCACUACAUUUGUAAGAUAACUAUGGCUCCUUUUAAGCAUAUGACCCUGUACAAAAAAAAAACAAUGUACUGAUGCAAUCUAAUACAACAGUAUUACAAUAAAUCCCACUUUUUUAUGUUUUAGAGAGGUGUUGAUUGAACUGUAUGAUCAUUUUGGAGGAUGUAGCCUAGUUGGUGGUGCUGUUGAGCUGUAUUGCAUUAUACAGAGAGGGGUUUAUAUUCAGCCUACCCUCACUGAUAUAAUUGAGGUGGAAAAAAUAAUAGAAACACCUUAUUAUACAAUUCAAGGGCACAAACAAACUACAUCCUCCAAAAUUACAGUACGAUUGACCAAGUUCAAUCAGCAUCUCUCUAAAACAAUUUAAACCCAAACCUAAUAAACUACCAACUGUGUGUACGGUAUGCAGCAACGUAAAACUAGCCCCGCCGACGACAAACAAAAGCAAGAUGAUGCUUGCUUAUUAAUGCACCAGUGUUAAAUCUAAUAUAGCCAUAUAAUGUAGUUAACCACAUCAGAACAGUCGCUAGCUUAGUUUAUACUUACGUACUUUAACUAAACUAAAUGUUAAUGCAGGAUUGGUAGCUUCAUUAAAGGAUAGUAUAUGAGUAACCUACUUCUUCCACUUCUCGUAUGUUAAAAGUCAUGUCAGUCGUCCAGACCAGCUUCUCUUUGGCGUUGACCGUUAGAGGCCGCUAACGGUUUGUUGGACCCGAAACACCGAGCCCUCUGCAGUCGUUAGCUUGUCCUUCUUGUUGUUAGGCAGGUUGUCAGGGGCAGCGCACCAGCCUAGUUAGCUUGCAAGGGAUUAAGGGACUUAGUUAAUGAUGGUAUAUUUAUUUAUCAAAGAAAACGACUGGCGGCAUACCUGCUUUUUCUCUCGGAGUUGCCCUGUGUCUUUGGGUAAAAGCAGCAAAGACGACAACGUCGAUUUUUAUCGAAACAGGCAGAGUUUUGGAGUGGGCUUUACCUCGUAACUAGCUAGGUUUGCUAACGUUAUCAGGCAGACGUAAAGUGAUAUACAUUAACGUUACACACUGAAUACAUAUCUCCGUGUUUCCAUCACGGUUGAUUUGCUGUCGUUUGGUGCGAAAAUGGAAGCCGCUCAAGAACAUUUUAUGGAGCAAGAAGAGUCCGAUGGAAGCGACAAACCAUCGUCGUCGCCCUACAAUUCCCCUUUUCGCUCCACUCGAAUGCACAUCCAGAGAAGUAAUGUCUGCUCUCGGGCUUACUUCGUUGUGGUCAUGGUCUUCUUCCAUGUGUACAUCCUGAAUGUUAUCGCCCUGUUGCUCUACGUGCACUACAACAACGGACCCGGGGACCUUGUCAGUAGCGACGGGGCCUCCUCAUCAGCAUUGGUCAGCGAGGGUGGGAGCUCUUUGCCCCAUCCUGCCCCAGCUUCAAGAGAGCUACAUGUGGAGGACUACAGUCAAAGUUUCAGUCUCCCUCGCAUUGAGGGGAUACGGGUGGGACAUGUUCAGCAGGUGUCCCUUGUGCCAGAGCGAACACAUGAGAUGAAGACACUAAGCUUGAAACCUCUGCUAUUUGAGAUCCCUGGCUUCCUGUCAGAGGAGGAGUGCCGUGUGGUGGUGCAGCUGGCUCAGCUCAAGGGUCUGAUGGAGAGCCAGGCACCAGCACCCAGCCAGGGACAAGAAGAGUCAAACCAGCCUCUACUUUCUCUCAGCACAGAGGAGGUCUUCAGUCUUUUGGACCUAAACCAGGAUGGGCUGCUGCAGAAGCAGGAGAUUGUGAGUCACUCACGUUCUCGAGAUGGAACUUGGUUGAGCCCAGAUAACUUACGGCAGAUACUCACUGGUCUGGAAGGUCGCCCAACAGAGAUGCUGAACUUGGAGGACUUUAGGCGUGUUUAUGAUGUGUCCCAACGCCCAGGACAACAGCGAAGUGGGAAGCUCUGGAGUCAAUUCAGACAGAGAAGCAAACACACAUGGCUUUUCCAAGGCCUGGGAUCUCACCAUGUGCUGCAAACCCUCAGGAACAGAGUAAUCAGUCUGACACGUCUGCCCUCUGCAUUGGUUCAACUGAGUGAGCCGCUGCAGGUGAUUCGCUAUGAGCACGGAGACUUCAGUAAUGCCCACCAUGACAGCAGCCCUUCUCAGUCAGAGACUAUCUGUGCACACACACGACUGGCAGGAAACACAUCUGCUCUUACAGAGGUCUCUUGCAGGUAUCUUACUGUGUCGUUCUACCUCAGCUCUGCAGAGGAAGGUGGUGAGACCACCUUUCCUGUGGCAGACAAUCGUACCUAUGAAGAGCAAGCACUGGUCCAGGAUGGAACUGAUUUGACUGACACCCAGGAGACAUGUGGCAGAGGAAACCUGAGAAUAAAACCUACUCCUGGGAUGGCACUCCUCUGGUACAACCAUUUAUCUGAUGGUAGAGGUUGGAUGGGAGAGCUAGAUGAGUAUUCCCUGCACGGCGACUGCCCAGUCAGGCGUGGGGUGAAGUGGGUGGCCAACAGCUGGGUAAAUGUGGACCCAGACUAUCAGAUGCAGGCCCGCUACCAGAGACUAGUCGCUCAGAGGCAUCGAGCUAAGUCAACCAUGGAGGAGCAUUACCAACCUCUUUCACACAGUGACCUCCACCAGGAUUUAUAGCUGGGCUUUUUUAAUGAAAUGACAAAGCGACCAUCAUUUUAAACUGAGUUAGUCUUGCAUCUAUGAAGCCAGUGAGGCCGGACAGACCUUUCCGCUACGUCAGAUUUGAGAUGAACAUUGCACAAAAUAGCAUCCCAGAUAUUUUCUCCUUUCAGUAACUGUCUUACAUUACAUUAUGUCUCUUAAGCCACUGCUCCACAUUUACUUUGACUUUAAGUCAAUCCUAUUGGGAAGGUUUGGUGAGUUCAAUAUAGAUUUACAGAAUACAGAAUUAUGAUGGGCAGAUGCAUUAGUUUCCUCACAAUUAAUUUAUAAUACAAAUGUAACAUGUAUAUGAAGUGAAUGCCAUUCUUUAUUAAAUUGCGCCUUAAAAAAUAUAAGUUAUUCAGAAUAACAUACCUACGGAUACUGUGAUGUGAGUUGGAGAAGUUGCAGUCAUAUGUAACAGAUAAGCCUGCUUACCUGCCUUCCAUUUUGAUUAACUAGGCAUCUAUCUGCCCCUCUUGCGGGUCACUGUUAUUUAUUGUUAUAGAAUUAACGCCUGUUGUUAGAAGCCAUAUUACAAUAUUCAUCUGUGAAUGUGUUCCUGGGAGAUAUUUUCAUGAGGUCAUGUAUGUCUUUUCUGUUCUUCAGGUUUUGUUCCCUGAGUUAAUGAGCUUUGAUCAUUGAAUGUUAUUUAAAUGGCUACUGCAAAUGCAGGACUUCUAAACUGGACGAAAAGAUUGCUUGUCACACUGGCUGUGGGAGCCCAGUUCUUCAGGUGUAAUUCAAACUUAGGUCUUUGAUAUUCCAAUUAUGUGUUUCUUAUCCUCACAACUCAAAAUUAUUUAAUUGUAUGAGAGUAUUUAUUUGAGUGUUAUUUAUUACUACCAUUUGGUGAUUUAAAUUAAAGGAAAACAUAUUUAUUACAGCUUGAUGUUGCACUGAAUUUGUCACUGUAUUUGUUCUGUGUUAUGAAAUAUAUAAAGCAAUGGUUUACUAGU
Molecule: messenger RNA, 4292 nt
Organism: Seriola aureovittata
Lineage: Eukaryota; Metazoa; Chordata; Actinopteri; Carangiformes; Carangidae
Product: transmembrane prolyl 4-hydroxylase-like
Exons: 9
Coding region: 1789-3309 (506 amino acids)
Biological process (GO): peptidyl-proline hydroxylation to 4-hydroxy-L-proline
Cellular component (GO): endoplasmic reticulum
Molecular function (GO): iron ion binding; L-ascorbic acid binding; procollagen-proline 4-dioxygenase activity
Source: RefSeq, a predicted model, not a curated record